Zasmidium cellare ATCC 36951 is the source of this 774-nucleotide messenger RNA. RefSeq lists its product as uncharacterized. The transcript is spliced from 2 exons. The record is from RefSeq and is a predicted model, not a curated record. Gene Ontology annotation, biological process: protein deubiquitination; ubiquitin-dependent protein catabolic process. Gene Ontology annotation, cellular component: cytoplasm. The coding region runs from base 1 to 774 and encodes 257 amino acids. NCBI's taxonomy places the organism in Eukaryota, Fungi, Ascomycota, Dothideomycetes, Mycosphaerellales, Mycosphaerellaceae. Gene Ontology annotation, molecular function: cysteine-type deubiquitinase activity.
AUGGCAUCCACCACACCAGGCGUUUACAUCAGCGGCGGCAAGAAGACGUUCAUUCCAUUGGAGAACAACCCAGAAGUCUUCACCGACCUGAUCCAACGCCUUGGUAUUUCUCCAGAGCUCAGCUUCUACGAUGUGUACAGCAUCGACGAGCCAGAGCUGCUGAGCUUCAUUCCGAGACCAGCACAUGCUCUCAUCUUCAUCUCCCCAGCCGAAGUCUACCACAGAGUGCGUGCGAAGUAUCAAGGCCCCAAAGAGAUCACAUACGACAAGUCUGGCGAGGGAGAGCCCGUGAUGUGGUUCAAGCAGACCAUCGGCCAUGCUUGCGGACUCUACUCUCUUGUCCAUGCCGUCGGUAAUGGUUCAGCCAAGCAGUUCAUUGCCCCGAACUCGCUUAUGGACAGACUCCUGAAGGAGGCUUUACCGCUCAAGCGGGCACCCCGAGCAGACGUCCUCUACAACUCGGAGGAGCUCGAGAAGGCUCACAUGGCGUCUGCUGUCAAAGGCCAGUCGCUCGCGCCUCAGGCCUCGGAGCCCAACGGAUACCACUUCAUCACUUUCGUGAAGGGCACAGACGCCCAUUUAUGGGAGCUCGAAGGCAGCUGGAACCCCAUUGACCACGGCCCGCUUGACGGAGACGAAGAUGUGUUGAGCGAGAAGGCGCUGGAGCUUGGGGUGCGAAAGUUUCAACGUGAGGCGCAGGGCAAUCUCGAGUUCAGCAUUGUGGCGCUGGCAACUCGCCCAGGAGGCGGGGAGGCGUCCGUCAAUGGCGCGUAG